AUGCCCUCACGCUCAUACCACAUCCUCCAAAAUGUGCCGUCCUUCUCUCGCAUCCUCUUGCUCUCAUCUGUCCUGCGGCUUGCCCUGAUAGUGUAUAGCGAAUGGCACGACGCACACUCAGCUGUGAAGUACACGGACGUGGACUACCGCGUCUUCAGUGACGCCGCACGGUUCGUCCUCAACCCUGCAGCGGACAACCGAGCGGAGGGCCCACUCGCGUCUUAUUGGCACGUUGGAAGCCCGUAUACACGCGCAACAUAUCGCUACACCCCUCUGCUCGCCGUGCUCUUGACGCCAAACGAAUGGUUACAUCCCUCGUUCGGGAAGCUGCUCUUCGCGGGAUGCGACAUCCUCGCUGGGCUGCUCAUGUAUGAGCUCCUGGUAUCAUUCAUUCUACCUAGGACGCGCCGCAGGUCUUCUCCGGUACAAGCAGAGAAGAACCCCUCCCCUUCAACGCCUCAUGCAGAUGCGGACUCCACCUCGCAACUGGCCACUUUCCUGGUUUCUCUGCACCUCCUCAACCCACUUGUCUUCACCAUAUCUACACGAGGUUCCUCGGAGUCUGUCCUAUCACUGUUCGUCCUUGCAACCCUCUACUACGCGCUGAAGGACCGGUGGGACGUCUCAGCCGUGCUCCUUGGGCUAUCUACGCACUGGAAGAUAUACCCGUUCAUCUACGGCGUCGCGUGCCUGGGCGUAAUCGGCAGUCAAGGCGCUGUGGGCAGGGGAUGGCAGGGGAUUUGCAGCACACUUGUCAAUGGACGGACUAUCAGGUUCGGGGUGAUCAGUGCGACAACGUUCUUGGCUUUGGGAGCUGCCAUGUACGCUAUAUGGGGGCAGCCGUUCCUACAGGAGUCGUAUCUCUACCACCUAACCCGCCUGGACCACCGACAUAACUUCUCCCCGUACUUCUACCUGGUGUACCUAACCUACCCCUCCGCCUCCUCCGCUCAGGAGACAGUCUUGUGGAAGAGGCUCCUCAGGUCUCCUUUGACGAGCUUCGUCCCCCAAAUGAUCCUGGCUCUUGGAAGCGGCCUGCUGUUCGGUCGGCGGAGAGAGAACCUGGUAUUUACGUGGUUCGUGCAGACCUUCGUAUUCGUGGUCUUCAACAAGGUCUGCACAUCUCAGUACUUCCUGUGGUACACGCUCUUCUUGCCGCUUCUGAUACCACAGCUUUCCAUGUCGACCCGCCGCGCUGUGGCGUAUGGGGCGGUCUGGAUCGGCACACAAGCGCUAUGGCUGAGUGAAGCGUACAAGCUGGAGUUCUUGGGGCAGAACGUCUUCUUCGGUCUCUGGAUCCGGGGGCUGGUCUAUGUCGUUGGGAAUUGCUGGGUUCUCGCAGGGAUCAUGGACGCAUACGGUUGUCGAGCAUGA
Messenger RNA from Trametes versicolor FP-101664 SS1, 1374 nucleotides. Its product is annotated as glycosyltransferase family 50 protein. The record is from RefSeq and is a predicted model, not a curated record. Gene Ontology annotation, cellular component: glycosylphosphatidylinositol-mannosyltransferase I complex; membrane. The transcript is spliced from 4 exons. Gene Ontology annotation, molecular function: GPI mannosyltransferase activity; alpha-1,4-mannosyltransferase activity. Gene Ontology annotation, biological process: GPI anchor biosynthetic process. Bases 1 to 1374 code for a protein of 457 amino acids. NCBI's taxonomy places the organism in Eukaryota, Fungi, Basidiomycota, Agaricomycetes, Polyporales, Polyporaceae.